This is a messenger RNA of Bufo gargarizans (Asiatic toad), 1215 nucleotides long. RefSeq lists its product as uncharacterized. Lineage: Eukaryota; Metazoa; Chordata; Amphibia; Anura; Bufonidae. The record is from RefSeq and is a predicted model, not a curated record. Bases 18 to 815 code for a protein of 265 amino acids. Gene Ontology annotation, molecular function: ubiquitin binding. The transcript is spliced from 2 exons.
GCAGAAAGGAAGAGGAGAUGAUUGACACCGAAGUGUUUAAAGUUGGAGACAUGAACUUUGAAUGGUUUCCAUUGCCUACUGCCCUUACUAUUGAUAAUGCAGAAGAGCCUUGUGCAGCAGAGGUCGAGGACAAUCAGCAGAAUAUUGAGCACAUAAAGACACCCUUAUCAGAAGCACUUCCAGAAAACGUUCAGCAAACAAAAUCUACAGUGUUGCCCAUCAAGCAAGUGAGGAUUCCAGUCUGUAGUGAGGAAUCCAAAAGAAAUACAGAGAACCUACCCACACCACACAAUGGUUCAACCAAGAAUAUCUCGUUGCCUCAGACGUCACAAAAAAGCGUGUCAGAAAAUGUCACUAAACCACGGACAUUACUAAAGGGUUCUUCAAGGAAUGUCAAAGAACCACAGAUAUUACAGAAAGGUUCCUCAAGGAACGCUAAGGAGCUGCAGCCAUCACAAAAGGGUUCCACAAAACAUACCAAGGAGCAGCAGACCUCACAGAAACCAAAGAUUAAUUUAUGGGCUACAGUAACUUCUUUGAAAAGUACCAAGACAAUACAGGUCCACAAUGGAAAAGGGGAACCAGAAACUGAAGAAAAGCCUCAGCCUAGUCAUGUUAUAACAGCCGAUGCAUCAGAAGGAAGUAGCAGAGGACGUAAGAUAAAAGAGAGUGCAGGCGUAUCAGCAGGUGCUACAAGCUCAUUGGACAAAUGUCCCAUAUGUUUACUGCAGUUUCCAAAGCAGUUUUCACAGCUUGAUAUGGACAGCCAUCUGGCUCAGUGCUUAUCGGAAACAACGGUUGAUGUAGCGUGGUGAUUUAACCGAACAAGUGCGUCACCAGAUUGUAAUUGAUGGAGAGAGUAUUCGAUGCACAUCUUUAUACAUGUAUAGUACAUAGGUAAAUGUGAAAUUAGGUAUUGUUUUAUGUAUCAUGCUGUUUCCAUACCUGCUGUAGAUUUGUAUGGCACUUCCAAAUGUGUGUGUGUGUGUAUGUGUAUGUUCAACCUCUCCAUACCACAACUCCUGGGGUAGGGGGUGGUGCCUGUGUUUAAACCCACCCUAAUGCAUGUCUAGAAUACUACUUUAAAGGGGUUAUCCAAGACUAUUAAGUGCCGCCCCACAUGUCCGGGGCCCCUCACACUGAAUAUACUUACCCUGCUCCCUUCGCCAUUUCUGGUCCCAGUACUGCCAUUGCUGUGGAUGAAAACAUCCGGUG